Molecule: messenger RNA, 610 nt
Organism: Suillus plorans
Lineage: Eukaryota; Fungi; Basidiomycota; Agaricomycetes; Boletales; Suillaceae
Exons: 4
Coding region: 182-610 (142 amino acids)
Source: RefSeq, a predicted model, not a curated record
GUAUCAGGGAUCUAGAAAAAUGCUUAUGUUCCUUAUUACUAUCUUCCUGUCUGUAAACAUCACCUCCGGAGUAAUCACAGCAAUAGAACUAAACGAUCACCUUGUACAUGAGGAGUUGAUACUCUCUGGCACGUAUAUGUGAUAUUAUGUAUAUAGAGGGUACGCGCAGCUUCUGAACUCCAUGGCUUGGAUGCUCAAGACUGUUUGGGAGUUCCUCGCGCUGUGUCUUUCAGUCUGGGUGGCUGUGAAACACUUCCGUGAGCUGCGACGACUCGGCCUAUCGACAGGAUUGACCAUCGGGGACUGUGUCGGAGUGCUGAUACAAUCUCACGUUCUUUAUUUUGCAAGCUUUGCUGGUGUCUCUUGCCUCCAGCUUGCUUAUCCUUAUCUCUCUCCAGAAAUGGCGAAUUCAAAUUAUAUUGGAGCUCUGACACUUGAUGGUGCUCUUCAAAUUUUAUCGGUUGUACAGAUGUUUGUGCUGGGACCACGCCUCGUCCUGAGCGUUCGAGAACACCACGCCAAACUCGUGGCAUACUCCGAUGCAGAAACUAGCCUGAAUUCUAUUGUUUUCCAGGAACAUAUACAUAUAUCAACUAGCAGUACUGUGUAG